AUGUCGGCCGCAGCGGCGACGGGAAGUUCGUUCCAGUCCGUCGGAACCUGGAAGCGCUAUAAACUCGGCCAGGCCCGGUUCACCGACUGGUUGAAGCAAACCGCCAACAAAUUCACACCUACCCCCGUACCUGACUCGCCUCCUCUUCAACCAGCGAGCAAUGGCACUUCGAGCGGCAAGAUGGGGCCAUCGCUCGACUCGGCCUCCGGCAAGGUGCACUGGAGCGAGCUCGAAGAUUUGGCACAGCUCAUCGUCAGCAACAGCAAGCCCGAAGAGAUCCCGUGGGACCCCAUCCUGGUCCUGCGCGACGUCGUGGCCCUGAGGAAGAAGAGCGCCCGGUUCUACUCGAAAACGGCGCAGCAAGACAAAACUGGAAAGCUGCGAGUGAGCAACCAGCAGCAUGAGCACAUCAUCAAGGUGCUGGAGAAGGUGUUGGGCCUGCUCGAAACUGCCGUAUCUCCGAUGCGACCAAAGCAGAAGAAGGAGGAGCCCCCUAGACCUCGCGAGCGCCUGGAUAUGGGUCUUCUCGACAACAUGUUCAACCUUCUUCAAUUUCAAAAGCCUGCAAAACCACCAAAGGAAGCCCAAGCCGUUGCCGCCGUGGUGGAGCUGGAGCCGGAAGCCGAACAAUCCGAGUCGGACUCCGAGUCAGAAACGGAGAUUGCCGCAACUUCAAAGACGGUGUCACGGAAGAAGACCAAGCAAACGCCAAAGAAAAAGGGCAAAGGUGGAAAGAAGGGCGGCAAGAAAGCCCCGAAGUCCAAGGCCGUGGUCAAAAAAGCCAAGCCUGCGGGCGACGGCGCCUGGGUCGAUGGCUUCACUCUGGACGAGCAGUAUGAUGACGAGGAGGAGUUCGACUACUAUAUGCUCAUCUACUGCUUCUUCGAGGAUUUCAACACGAUCCGAAACCACGUCUGCGAGCGUUGGUGCGACUACUACUACGACAAGUCCGUCUCUCUCAACACUCUCGCCGUCAUCACCAACGCGGCCUCCGAGCUUUUCCGCGACAUGGAGUUUGAGCUACUCCGUCUUCUCCGCCUGAACGGACACGCCGACCUCGGCACAUACGAGGCCAUGAUGGAGUUACUCUUCUUCGAAUACGGGAUGGAGCCCGUCGACUACAAUGACGAGCCCGAGUCGAAGGAGGAGAUGAACGAGAAAAUCUGGCGCGAGGAGGCCGAUUGGCUUGGCUGGUCUGCAUAUGUCGCCAUGGAAGACAUCUUCGAACAUUGCCCUCGGGGCAAGGUUCCGCUUAUCCCGCCUUCUGCUCGAAGGCUUCCCAAGUAUGGCCCCAUCACAGCAGCCGACUUCGCAUCCUUCCACAAAGCCUGCAUUAUGCAGCUUUUCCCGGAGGUCGCCGAGGUGAGGGCUUUGAAGAAGAAUCGCCAAGAGCCUCCCGUCAUUCCGGGUCAGCCCGACCUCGAGCUUGACUUUGAACAAGUGCUUGGCUUGCGUUAUUAUCCAUCAAGUUUUAUCUUUUCCCUGCAGCUUUACCUCGAUAUUCGCAAUAUCCUGGACGAGCAGGUGGAAGACGCCUGCGAACAACUCCAUGCCAACGCAGAAGAUAUCCUUCAUUGUACGGACGUGGCCGAGAGGUCGUGUGAGGAAGUCUAUCAAUCGGAUUGGAGAAAGUUUGCGGAGCGGGAUGCGAUGAUCCUGAGCAGCUACGCAAUGCUGGACUUUACUAUCGAGGACAAAGAGGCGCGAGCGAGACAAAUGGGCAUGAUGGAAGACCUUCCUGAGUAUGCACUGUUCGACACCGAGCCUGUUUGGCCUGCUUUACUCGACUUCCGGUCCAAGCUGGCAAGUACGGUGCUCAGUAUUCGUCUUUUGACGCGAACGCCGGCGCCGCUAUGGAGCGGAGUGCUCUACACCAUCGCCAAACGGGACUAUGCAGACAUUCCCGCAUGGCCUGAGAUGGACAGGUUCUUGAGCGUCCACGGAACCGAACUCCUCGGCUUCCCCAUUACAGAGGACCUCAAAGUCGCCGAAAUCUUGACCAAUUAUGCAACCACGAUGUCCGAUGGAAAACGUUACCAUAUCUGGAUGGGUCUUCUGGACAAGGUUGGUCGCAUCACGAACUUCCACGACCGCUACGCAGACAGUCCUAUGCAUCGUGCAGACAUGGAGUAUAUCGGCAAUGUCAUUCGCGACCACUUUGGUCUACCGCAUAAUUCCAAACAGAGCCCAUUCGGUUUGCCGCAGCAAAAGAAGGAGACCACCGGAAAGGAGAAGACGGAAGAACUCGUCCAGCGACUCCAGCGAGUUGGCAACAUGCGUCAUGUCGAGAUUCUGGAGAUCCUCGACCAAACCGUCGAAACAAUGGUCCAUAACGAAUUGUCGAUAAACUACUACAAGCUGGACUGGGAAGUCCAAACAUUCGCUCGGAAGUUGCAGAACAUCAUGUUGGAAAAGGGCCUCCUGCGCAAGCCCGAAGGCGGUUUGGAAACUUACCCAGGCCACUGCAGCCGAGAUGAUGGCGAUAAGGUGCUGGGUGAGUGCAUUAAGGCCGUCAUUCUGGAGGUAGCCGACCAACCUUUCAUUCCUCCGAUUCUACCAAAGUCGAGCCACGAACAUGGUGACCAUGGAUGCGGCUGUGGCAAUGAAGCAUGCGACGAGGAUGUCGGCUUCGACGGCGAGAUUGACAUUGACGACCUCCCAAGUUGGUUCGAACAUCCUGCACUCAGUCGACGAUGA
Molecule: messenger RNA, 2697 nt
Organism: Colletotrichum karsti
Lineage: Eukaryota; Fungi; Ascomycota; Sordariomycetes; Glomerellales; Glomerellaceae
Exons: 1
Coding region: 1-2697 (898 amino acids)
Source: RefSeq, a predicted model, not a curated record